Ooceraea biroi (clonal raider ant) is the source of this 5660-nucleotide messenger RNA. RefSeq names its product serine/threonine-protein kinase PAK 3-like protein (gene Pak). Gene Ontology annotation, biological process: protein phosphorylation. NCBI's taxonomy places the organism in Eukaryota, Metazoa, Arthropoda, Insecta, Hymenoptera, Formicidae. The record is from RefSeq and is a predicted model, not a curated record. Gene Ontology annotation, molecular function: ATP binding; protein serine/threonine kinase activity.
CGUGAAUCACGCUUCAGAAACGCUCUCUCUCUUUCUCUGCCCGCCGUCGUCCUCGAAUGCACCCUGUGCUCACCGCGACAUUGACCCGUGUGCCGUGUCGCCGCCGGACACCGCCGUCGACGACGGGCCAGCAGCGGCCACCUCGAUCGAGCGCCAGUGAUAGAACGGCGAUCGGCCAGCCAGUCGGCGUCCCUCCUCGUCGAUCGAGAGAAGCGACACCCACGAGGAAGUCGCCCCGGCCCCCGCACCGAUCGCUCGUACCGCCAGCGAUCGCCACGACUACUCGUCCCGUUCGAGUUCCGCAGCCGGUGUCGAGGGCUCUGUGAUAAUUUCGCGGAGAGUGGCCUUCGCCACGGCGAGAGGACCCGCACCUGCGAAUCCACCUACCGGGUGUGCCUUUCGAGAAUCGCGCGAACGCUACUGAGAACUCGUCGUCGUCUUCUUCUUCUUCUUGAUUGCGUGGUCGUCGUGGUCGUCGUUGCUGGCGGGCUGGAGGCUUCUCUCUACGAGGAGGUUGUGCGGCUGAAAGUGAAAGUCGCGAGAACGAGGCGCGAUACAUAUAAGCGUACAUCGACGCGCGCGUUGACGAAACGCGGGUUCAAUUAAAGGCAUAGAGACGCAGCAACGGAGGAUAGACUGGCAACAAAGAAACAGAAGCGGAUACAACAUGUCAGAUGAGGAAGACAAACCCCCUGCACCCCCUGUUCGAUUGACAUCAAACAGGGGGGAAUCAGCGCCUAAUCUACCAGUGGAUAUGCGUCCAUUACCUAAGGAGCCGGAUUCCGACGAGCGCAAGAAGAAAACGCUAAAAGGCAAGAUGAAAGUGAAGGAGAACAAGGACAAACCCAACAUCAGCUAUCCUACGAAUUUUGAGCAUACCGUGCACGUCGGAUUCGACGCUGUCACUGGCGAAUUCACGCUGCCACUGAAAGGUAUGCCGGAGGCAUGGGCGAGACUGCUCAUGUCCAGUAACAUCAGCAAGCAGGAGCAGAAGAAGAACCCGCAGGCUGUGCUGGAUGUAUUAAAUUGGUACGAUAGCAGCAGCAAAGAAGCGAAGGGCUCGAAAUACAUGACCACGACCAAGAUGGUCGGAGUUGUCGAGUACAAUACCCCUUCAGCUCCGAUCGAAAGAGCGAGUAGUCCUCGGAGUAUGGGAAUGGGUAUCAGCACGGGGGUGGGAAAUAUUCGUGGCCAAGCAAUGUCCCAGGCAUCCGGCAGCUCUCAUUCGCAGCAUUCGUUGAGCAGGAUCAGCAGCAGUAGCCCGAGUAGCACGCCGACGGAUGCAUGCGCGACCAGCUCGGAGCAGGAGGACGAGCCACCGCCGCCGCCGAUCUCCGCCCGGCCGGAACGCACGAAGUCGAUUUACACGAAACCUAUAGAAGAGGAACCACCGCCUCCGAUGACGACUGCGCUAGGCUCGCCGCAACGGAACGGCAUGCAGCAACAGCAACAGUCGCAGUUAGAUAGAAAUAAGAAUCAAGCGACGCCAACGUCAACGACGACCGAUCAAACGCGACCGGCGCAAAGCGACAAGGCCAGAAAGAAGAAAAUGUCGGACGACGAGAUAUUAGAGAAGCUCAGAACAAUCGUCAGCGUGGGUGACCCCAAUAGAAAGUACACGAAGAUGGAGAAGAUAGGACAGGGCGCCUCGGGAACGGUGUAUACGGCAAUAGAAACGUCCACCGGCAUGGAGGUUGCAAUAAAACAGAUGAAUCUGUCGCAACAGCCGAAGAAAGAGCUUAUAAUAAACGAGAUCCUGGUAAUGCGGGAGAACAAGCAUCCGAACGUUGUAAAUUACUUGGACAGUUAUCUAGUUGGGGAGGAGCUCUGGGUGGUCAUGGAAUAUUUGCCGGGCGGCAGUUUGACCGACGUCGUCACCGAGACUUGUAUGGACGAGGGUCAAAUCGCCGCGGUGUGCAGGGAAGUGCUGCAGGCGCUCGAGUUCCUUCAUUGUAAUCAGGUUAUACACAGGGACAUCAAGUCCGACAACAUCCUGCUGGGCCUGGACGGCGGGGUGAAGCUCACCGAUUUCGGUUUCUGUGCGCAAAUCUCGCCGGAGCAGAGCAAACGGACGACCAUGGUGGGCACGCCGUACUGGAUGGCGCCGGAAGUCGUAACGCGGAAGCAGUAUGGACCUAAGGUUGAUAUAUGGUCGUUGGGUAUAAUGGCAAUUGAAAUGAUCGAAGGGGAGCCACCGUAUCUGAACGAGAACCCGCUGAGAGCGUUGUAUCUGAUCGCGACGAACGGCAAGCCGGAAAUCAAGGAGAAGGACAAGCUGUCAGGUAUAUUUCAAGAUUUCCUGGAUCAGUGCUUGGAGGUCGAGGUGGAGAAACGAUCCGCGGCUUCCGAUCUAUUAAAGCAUCCCUUUCUGAAAUUAGCCAGGCCACUAGCGUCGUUAACACCUUUGAUAAUGGCAGCGAAGGAAGCUGCUAAGGGUCAUUAAGGGACGGCGGUGCGUCUUUAGGCUGUAAGUCGUGAAACGUGAGUGUAAGAAUGAUGCGAGGAAAAGGUAACAGAAAUAAUGAAUCACCCUCCCAAAACGGAAACGGCACAAUAAUUCAAUAAUAUAUAAUAAAUAAUGAAUAUAAACGUAUAUAUAUAUAUAUAUAUAAAUAAAUAUAUAAAUAUACACAUAUAGAUAUAUGUAUAUGCAUGCACAUGUGUAUAUCGUAUGCGAUGUAUUCUGAAUAAUAUACGGCGUCGUACCACAUAUCAUGUACACAUGCGUAUGCAUAUAUCCAUUACAUAUGCAUAUAGAUCGUAUAGGUAAAUAGAUAUUGAUAGGUAGAUAGAUAGGUAGGUAGUUAGAUAGAUAGAACUUAUUCGGUACUGUGAUGAGGUAUCGGAAACAAAAUGGUUGCGGAGUUUUUAAAGAAAAUGCUCGAUUCUCGCACGUUGCGAGAGCACGAAACACAAAGUUAGAUCAGUAGGAGCUAUGAGCUCGAUCUGACGGCGGAGAUCUUGUUUUCCUCGAUUGAAAUCCAAGUUACAAUUAAGUGCAAUGGACUCGGGAAAGUCGUAACCUAGUCUUCGCAGAGGAAAUAAAACGGGAAAGAAAACGGAACGGUUCUUUACUGUACGCUGUUGCCUGAGAUGAGCUCCUGGCGCAAUUCCGAUGGAUCGUCAUCGAGGAAAUACAAGCAAUUGUCAGUUAUUUUCUAAAAAUAUGAGACUAGUAUUAUUAACUCUAACGAAAAAAGAAAAUUCGGAAAAUCGGAGCUAGCAAGAAGCGCAUAUUAUUUAUAGCGAGAAACUUACUAGAUAAUACCACAAACAAAUGUGAGCAUAGGACCUAUUCUAAUAUAUCGUCAUCGUUUAACGGGAGAGAUAGUAGACAGAGGAAAAAGAAGAUUGGUCUUUGUGUCGGACUCAUAUUUUUUGAUGGAAGCUACGGUCAAGCAGAGCAAUAUGUUUCCAGUGCGUUUUGGCCCGGUUAGUGCGAAGAUGGCUGGGUAGCAACAGCCUAACCAGUUUUUAACUUUGUUUAUCCAGUAAUCGCGUUCUGAUCGCUGAACAUUUAUUUGUUGUCGAUCAAGUUUUCUUAUAUUGAAAAAAAAUCAUUUUAGCAAAUUUCUCAAACAGAAACACCGCGACUUCCGUUGCCGUUCAAUAUAUAGAGAUCGGUUUUUAUACCAGUGUUGCAAACCGACUGCAUAAAGAAAUUGCAUAUCUCGUUUGAAGCUGCUAACUUAGAUUUCUAGGGCAAGAAAUGAGUAAUUUUUCUCAUUCGCGCCAUUAAAGAAAAGAAAGGAAAGAGAAACAGAGACACGUUAAGACGUCGAACUUAUUACUGAAGUUUAUUACUUAGUUGAUAAGAACAUCUUUCCGAGGACAGUGCUUGUCCACGUUCACGUGUGUUCUUCGCUGUAAGUCCAACGCAACUGUCUUUAACGUGUCUUGCAGAACAAAAAGGCGAAAAAGGAAUAACGAACGGACGAUCGAUGAAACUUGAAGGCAAGGUUCAGACGUAGGAGCAUUUUGUGACACUAUAAAGUGCCUGUCUUGUUGUUUAGAGACAUGAAGAAAAAAAAACUCGCGCUAGAUUUCUUAUAUGAACCACCGUAUUACGAUUUGUAAUAUUUCGUUCUAUAGCAUCGUGAGGGAGAAGAAACAAAUAAGCAAGUACGUAUAUAGUGAAUUUGAGUUUAACGUAUAAAAACGAAAUUCGUGGUUCUGUAUGUAUGGUUGUAUUUGCAUCGAACAUUAUUAUUAAGAUAUGUCUUUCCUAUUAAUAUUGUAUUAUACAUUAUUCGAGAGCGUCGUCGUGUCAUCGAAACUUGCAAGUAUUUAGUUAUUUUAGGCGAUAUCGUGACUGUUAGAUUUGUAUUCGUUUUUUAUUCUCUUCAUUUUCAUAUGUCUCCCUAAUUACUUUCGAUCGAGACUGUUAGUCACGCGAAAACAAGCGUUUAAAGUGUCAAGAAUUUGAAAUGUCAGAGCUGUGGCACAGUUAUUUAUGAACUUCCAAUUCCAGUGGCAAGUACAAAAGAAACAGUCGGAAAUUAAGAGAAAAAAGCAUUGAACAUUUGUUGUUUUUUUUUUUUCGAAUAACGAGUUUGACAUUAUUCCGCUUCCUCGCUUUCGAGUUUCCAAAGCUCACGAAUGCCACUUAAUCUUGAUUUUCGGUUUUUCGCGUGGUAAAUGUGUAGCUCGAUCGAGAGGGUGGGAUUUUUGUUAUCUAUAUCUAUAUAUAUGUAUGUAUAGGACUCGUAUAUUAAUAUUAUUAACGGAAAUCAUGUGAGAAUAUAUAAAUACGAUAGUUAUAAACCGAGAAAUUAACGAUACACUUAUAUAUUGCAUACGAAACGAGAAGAAAAAAAAAGUGAGAGAAGGAAGAGCCCGUAUAUUAUUUGAUAAUGAAAAGCCACAUGAUUGAAGCGUACUCACUAUUCGAUGAAUUUACUUUUCUUCUUCUCUUUUUCUGUAGUAUCAUUUUUAAAGAAGCCUGAUUAGAUUUUUAUAAUAAUAUUUGAUUGUGUACUUGAAAGAUAGAGAGAAAGAAAGUGCGAAAGGGAGAGAGAGAAAGAGGAAGCAGCUCAGUUUACAUUAAUGCUUACAACCGAAUUUAGGGCCAGUAUGCUGACAGAAUUUAAUGCAAUUUAUCUUUAAAAGAAUCAGGGACUAUGAGAUAGAAUAUAUUAAAUUCAUGCUUUUUCAGUAUUCCGUGAACGUGUUACGAACGCUCCGCAUUAAUUUUCACUUCAGCGCCUGCCUCUAAAAUCGGCCCGGGUCGUGACAAGUUGAGAGUUAUACAAAGUAACGUGCGCACGUCUUUUAGUAUUAACGAAUGAAGAGUAUGAUUGCGUGAAAAAAAAAGAAAAAAAAAUAGAACGGUGCGAUCCAGGGUUAUAUAGUUGACGAUCAGGAGCACUUAAAAAGCGGGGUCCUGCAUUUUCACAAAUAUCUCGGAUCGAUGAAAAGAGCUUUGUCUUCUAUCAUAUUUUUUCGCGGCAGUUAUUUUGACAGUACCGCAGCUAAUAUACUAGCAGCUAUUUAAUGUCUAGUGUUAUUUGCGAAUCGGUUCGCGCGGGAUGCAAAACUGCCUGCAUGAGAAAUCAUCUGAUGGAUGCAUACCCCCCGAUUGAAACGCAUCUUAGCAUGUAGACACGUUCGCUAAUGACGUACCGAAUAAUCCUUUUAUCGCGCGAACAAAAGUACAAAAA